This is a messenger RNA of Ichthyophthirius multifiliis, 2769 nucleotides long. RefSeq names its product Ran binding protein, putative. The record is from RefSeq and is a predicted model, not a curated record. Gene Ontology annotation, biological process: protein import into nucleus. The transcript has 3 exons. Lineage: Eukaryota; Ciliophora; Oligohymenophorea; Hymenostomatida. The annotation marks the transcript as partial. Gene Ontology annotation, cellular component: cytoplasm; nucleus. Gene Ontology annotation, molecular function: nuclear import signal receptor activity.
AUGUCAUAUAAUUCAAUCCAAUAAGUACUUGAGUCAUUUUUAUUUAAUCAAGACUUUAACCAAAGAAAAACAGCCGAAGAUUUUUUAAACCAAAUUCCCAACGUUGAUUUUUACGGAGGAUUAAACCAAUAUCUAUCUGCCUUAUCUCUUCCCAAAUCAGAAUUAUCUGAAUUAGCCGCCUUAAUGCUAAAAAAGCAAUAUAUAGAUAAUGAAGAUAAUUUACAAAAAAUCUCGAUUGAGCAAUAAACUGAAAUAUUACAAAAAGUAUAACAAUCAAUAACCUCAACUCCCCGAAACUAUCUCUAUAUAAAACGCGCUGUAGAAAUAAUCAUAAAGCUCUACACUCUCCAAAAGCGUACUUUAGAUCUAAUAAAUUUUCUAAACUAAUAAAAAACCACCUCUGAUAUAAAUUUAAAAAAAGGCUUAACUUAUUUAAUAGAAACAAUGUGUGAAUAUUCCCUAGAUGAUGAUGAUUUAAUGAAAUAUUUUAAUGAAAUUUCACAAAUAUUAACCAUAUAUAUGGAAGAUAAGGAAAUCUAAGUCCGCGCCUAUGCGUUUAAGAGUUUAAUAGGUUUUUUAUGCGCAGUAUAGGAAGACAAAUUAUUAAAAAAUUUUGAGUAAAUUUUCCCUAAUUUAAUAAAAAAAUGUGUCGAAUGUAUAUAAAUAGACUAAUUAGAAUCUGGUACUAUUACAUUAAAUUCUCUUAUAGACCUAAUUGAAAUUCACCCCAAGUUUACAAAAAACUUCACUAAUGACUUUUUGGCUUUAUUUAAUGAAAUUCUCACCUCUAACCUUUCUUAAUCUAUUAAAAUAAAAAGUCUAUCCGGUAUCAUGGUUUUAGCCUAAAAUAAUCCAAAUUUAUUGAGAAAAAACACUGAUUUCAAAUAAAAGACAGUCCCUAUAUUCAUCUAAAUGAUUUCCUUGGCCAAAGACCUCCCAUUUGACGAAUGGUCUGAAUAAAUAUUAGACUAAGCCUUAUCUAAAAAUGACUUAAGUAGUGCCGCGGAAGACAUUUUAGGUAAAAUCGGGGAAAGUUUAAGCAAUAAGUUCCUCUUCCCGAUUUUCUUUCCUUUAAUAAUUUAAGCAUUAAAUUAAGAAGAAUGGAAUUUCAUACGCUCUGGUCUUGUAUGUAUUUCCCAACUAAUAAACGAGAGUGGCGAGAUGAUAAAAAAAGAAAUAAAAAACGUAAUGAGUUUAUUAUAAAAAAUCUAAAAAAAGUCCUUUUAAAAAAAAGAAGACUAAAUAAGAAUCCAAUACGACAUCCUGACUACUUACGCCUCUCUUUGUGUAGAAUACUACCCUAAUAUACAAUACGAAUACUUUGAAACAAUAUUUUCAUGUGUGCUUGAAAAUAUAAAAAGUGAUAAUUUAAAAUUGUAAUUUCGUGCUGUUUCCACAAUAAUAAAUUUCUUUAAAGAAAUAAUAGAAGAGGAUGAAGAUGAAUAAUCAUAAAAAAACAUUAAAUUAAUUUUUGAAAAAUACUCAGAUAAUUUAUUAGAAGGAAUUGCCUUUGUAUUUUCCUAAAAUUUAAAUUCUAAAAAAUCCUAUUCUCAUCUAAGAGUACUUGAAGAGACUUUAAUUGCACUUUCAACAAUAGCAAUUUCUCUUUAAAAUGCUUUUUCUAAAUACUAUAAUACAUUUAUGCCUGGUUUAACUAUUAUUUUAUAGACUAUAUAGCCCACAACUCCUUAAGAAAUCAGUAUUAGGACCUACACUAUAGAAUGUAUGGGCUAUUUAUUAACUUCAAUUAAAGAAAAUAAAUAGAUUUUUAACUAAGACUGUCCUGGAAUAAUGAACGAAUUGAUAGCUAUGUAAAACAAUCCCAAUAUAGAAGAAGACGACCCUCAUCAUGCUCCUAUUUUUCUAGUUUACGGCUAAGUAGCUGAAGCUUUAUAGGGAGAUUUUUCAGUUUAUUUACCUUAAGUUAUUAAUAAAGUUUUAAAAGGAAUUGAUAUUGAAAUAAACGUGAAAAUUAGUGAAGAUGAGAAAACUAACGUAAAAGAUAAUAAUAAAAUUCAAAAACUAAACCUCGAUUUUGGUAUAUAUGGGGGACUUAAAACCCUAUAAAUAAACACGUCAGCCCUAGAAUAGAAAAUAGAAGCUUUUAACACACUCUAAGUAAUAAUAAAUGUGAUGAAAAACUACGAUUUUUCUUAAUAUAUAUAAGUUUGUGUUUAGAAAAUUUCCUAAUAUAUAGGAUUUAAAUACUCUUCCGAAAUCAAAGAAGUGGCCAUAAAGUCUGUAAAACACCUUAUUUUAGCCUCCAAAAACGACAAUCCUUAAAAGGAAUAAAUUUAUAACAUUUUUUUACCUUUAUUAUAAGUUUAAUUACAAAAUUGUAUAAAAGAAGAAAAUGUAGAUGAUUGCAUUUUAAUUAUAUCCAAUUUGGCUGAAUGUUUGAAAAAUAUAAAAUCUUUUAGUCAUGAUAAUAGUAUUAUUUUUGAAUAAAUAAUUGAUUUAUGUUUAGAAUGUUAAAAACUGUCAAAAAAAUAAAAAAAAAAUAUAAUUAAAGAAUACGAAAAUUAAGAUAUGGACGAGCACACUCAGGAAGAAUUCGAAAAUAAAUACGAUGAAGCAAAUGAAAUAAUGGAAUCUAUGAUAGAUAUUAUUGGACAAGCAUUGAGAUUAUACAAAAAUCUGGAAAACAAAAUCGUUAAUAAUCUACUUCCAGAUUUUUAUGAAGUUUUUAAUAAAGAAAAAAGUUCUGAUAAUGAAAUAAAUAUAGCUAUUUGCGUAUUUGAUGAAGUCUUUUAAAAUAGUUCUUAAAAC